Aspergillus nomiae NRRL 13137 is the source of this 1095-nucleotide messenger RNA. Its product is annotated as class I SAM-dependent methyltransferase. Gene Ontology annotation, molecular function: methyltransferase activity. Lineage: Eukaryota; Fungi; Ascomycota; Eurotiomycetes; Eurotiales; Aspergillaceae. The coding region runs from base 1 to 1095 and encodes 364 amino acids. The transcript has 10 exons. The record is from RefSeq and is a predicted model, not a curated record.
AUGUCUACCCACGACAACUCGCAUUCCACAGAGCUUACUUCCACCUCCCCGCAAUUACCAUUUCAUGAAUACGUUGAGACAGAUGAUGUAUCGUCUGAUGUGGGAGACCUAUCUUAUGAAGAGGAAUGCUCGAUCUACACAACAAGUCUAAGUUCGAGCGUCUUCGCAUACAAAUUUGAGCAUGACCGUCGUUACCACGCAUACAGAGAUGAGAAGUACUAUCUCCCGAACGAUGAUGAAGAGAAAGGCCGUCUCGAUCUUUUUCACCAUAUUUUAACUCUUGGUUGCAACAACAAACUCCACCUUGCACCGAUUAGCGCUAAUGUCGAAGAGAUUCUGGAUUUAGGAACUGGCACCGGGAUUUGGGCUAUAGACAUGGGGGAUAUAUAUCCUUCAGCAAAGAUUUUGGGCAACGGUCUUAGCCCCAUACAACCUACUUUAGUCGCCCCUAAUGUGAGGUUUGAAGUGGAUGAUGUAGAGAAUGAUUGGGUUUACCGCUCAGAAUUUGACUAUAUACACGCUCGCUACUUUGCAGAAGCGAUCAAGGAUUGGCCGAACCUAUUACGCCAAGCAUUCAAGUACGAGAUACGCAUUUUCUUUGGUUACCCGUCCGCAUGCCUAUACGGGCACUGGUGCGGCGAUAGGUUCACUAAACCAGGGGGCUGGGUGGAGUUCCAAGAUUUCGAAAUGCAAUUCUACACGACUAACGGGGAAUUCAAGACCGGCUGUCCGUUAGAGAAGUGGUGUACUGAAAGCAUUGAAGGCCUACGGUCUGUUGGACUGGAACCUUCUCCUGGCCCCAAAUUACAACAGUGGUUCAAGGAUGUCGGAUUUACCAAUGUACAGCAGAAGGUAGUGCCCGUGCCGGUGGGAGUCUGGCCAAAGGGCAAAAGACUGAAAACUGUAGGCGCUCUUAAUUACCACCAAUUCAAUGGCGGGCUGGAUGGCAUGUCGCUACGUAUAUUCACAGCUAUGAAGGGCUGGCAGCCGGAAGAGCUACGGGAAUUUCUAGCUGAUGUGAGGGAGGAUCUUAGAAGCCCUCGACUACAGGCACAGCAUAAUUUUAAUGUGGUGUAUGGACAGAAACCAGAAUGA